AUGGAUUCACAGAAAAGAAAAUCUACUUUCCCUGAAAGACUGAAUUGCGAUGAAACUGAUGGAACCACAGUGACUAAAAGAAGAUCCAUGUCAUCUGUAGCACCAACUCCAGUUAUCGCACCAACUCAGGAUGUUCAACCCCCCAUCGCACCGGUUGCACAGUCUCCAAUCAUUACUGCCCCACAACCAACUACAGGUAUUGUAAUACCUAGCCCAAUACCAGUUAUUGAUCAGUCCCCAGUCGAUACUUCAAAUAUAGCUCCAACAACACCGUCUCCAAUCAUUGCUCCUGCAGCUCCAGUGGCUCCUUGUCCUAGCAGAGAAAUAGUAUGGGUGGAUGCUGAUGAUAAGAGAGUCAUUCCAGACCAGUCUCUUGAGGUUGUAGUCUUUGGUCUCCCAGUAUCUCAAACUCCCAUGGUACAUCACUUGAAAAAAGUAGAUUUAUCGUAUUAUUCUUGCCCAUCUAUCUAUUCUCCGCAAUAUCCGGUGCAACUGCGCCCAGCACGUGCUCUGGCAGAAUCUUCCAUAUCAACAAAUCAUAUACACAAUGUAGAUGAGAGCGACAUGGACGACCGACAGUUCACCUCAGUAACAGUUCAAUCCAUCAAAUGUAAUCAAAGUAAAGAUCCACACAGAUUGAUGAGCACAUCGAUGAAUAUCGUCAAAAAUACCAAUAUCGGGAAUGAAGUUCGUAUUACAACAGAGGAUUUGGUGCUUCUACAUAAGAGAUUAAUUUUGGACCAGUUUCUAUUCCUGGCUGAAAACAGAAUCAAUGACAGACUAGGGGUACGUGGCGGAAAAUGCGUUACAAAUCUGGAUAUUGGAACUGUGGAGUUUGGAGUGUUGGUGGCACACUUUAACAAGCAUCAAACAGAUACAAACAUGAAGAUGACCAACAAUAAAGUAAAAUACUGCAUUGGACAUCAAGAUGUCCAAACUCCAACUACUACGUUUGAAUUUUCUAGGUAUAAAUCAAAUUCGAAUAUGAAUGAAGAACUCUUUAAGCUACCACCAUUAUACACCGAUGGAUGGCACCAGAGUGUAUUUGCAAGGACAUCUGUUGGAACAAAGAAAGAUAUAAUCAAUUCAAAGAUAGAUUGUGUGUCUUUUGUAUACAAUCAUUAUACUUGGAUGGUCACUUGUAAUUUCAAAUACCGUAAUUGGAAAUGUGAUGCUGCUUGCGUUCGUGGCGCUGAACCACCAAAAAAGACCUUAAUUGUGGAUCAUUUAACUGGUUGA
Messenger RNA from Heterostelium album PN500, 1239 nucleotides. RefSeq lists its product as uncharacterized. The transcript has 2 exons. Bases 1 to 1239 code for a protein of 412 amino acids. NCBI's taxonomy places the organism in Eukaryota, Evosea, Eumycetozoa, Acytosteliales, Acytosteliaceae. The record is from RefSeq and is a predicted model, not a curated record.